Molecule: messenger RNA, 484 nt
Organism: Agrilus planipennis (emerald ash borer)
Lineage: Eukaryota; Metazoa; Arthropoda; Insecta; Coleoptera; Buprestidae
Product: cuticle protein 7-like
Exons: 2
Cellular component (GO): extracellular matrix
Source: RefSeq, a predicted model, not a curated record
AUGGUAUCAAGUUUGGAUAUUACGAAAUGCCAUACUAUUGUAUACACUUCGCUAGCCACUACUUUUACUGACGGUAACUCGAUAAAUUGUGCGCUGCAGAAGGAACCAAAAUAUUCGUUCAAAUAUGGUGUUACCGACCUCUACACGGGAGAUGUUAAAUCUCAACACGAAAGCCGUGAUGGAGGUAUAGUGAGAGGACAGUAUUCUUUAGUAGAACCUGAUGGUUCCAUAAGAACCGUGGAUUAUACAGCUGAUCCGGUUCACGGAUUCAAUGCCGUCGUUUCUAAAACUGCACCGUCUAUACACCCGGUGGCACCAGUGGUCAAACAUUUGGAUGUUGUACCUGCUGUGGUAAAGAAAAUUGUACCUGCCGCACAACAUUCUACAGUUUACAUUCACAAGAACGAUGUUGAAGCCGCGCCGGUGGCGGCUCCAGAGAUUUACGUCGGAAAACACUCGUACCAACCGAUUUACGCAGGAUUAG